AUGAGAGUUUAAGCUUCAUCAUUCAGAUUGCCUGUUCUUAAAUUACAACCUAAAGAUCCUCAAUUCAGUCUAAGUUAUGGUGAUAAUAAUCAAUCAAGCUCAUCAAUGAUCAAAUAUUAGAGUAAUCCUUAAAGAUAUUAUGAUCCAUCUCCCAUUAAAAAGAGAGUGAGAGGAAUGACAAUUGCCAUCUAUAAUAGUUAGGAGAAACUAAAAACAGCAGAAUUUCGUUAUGGAAGCGAUUUAAUUACUCAAACUUAACCUCUCAACUAAAGUGCAUCAGUUGUUAAUACUGUACGUAGAUAUAGAAAUAAACUAAAAUAAUUAAUGUACUAGCCUCCAAAAGAAGAUGGAGGUCUAUCUCGAGAUCCAAGGAUAUAUUCAUUUAAAGAACCCAGUGCCUCCAUUCGAUUAGAUCGUUUAACUAAUGAUCGGGGUGAUCAACAAUUAAAGGACAAAGUCACCUAAUUAAUGAGCAAAGUAAAGUUGCUAAUAUCAACUAAACACUUUUAUUAAGAGCCACAUCAAUAAGAGACUUUCUAAGUUACUAUGGUGAGACUUAAAGAUGAAUAUGAUUGUCUCUAUUAAGACUUUAAUGAUUACUAUGUGUAAAAUAAAAAGGUAGACAAUUAAGUCAUUUAACUUUAAAAUCAUAUGGAAAUCAUUAAGACACUUCUUAAACCAAAGAGACCUACCAUGACUAGAAAAUAAUCUGCAAUUAUCUUUGAUCAAGUUUAAUAGGAAAUCUUGAUUCCAGAAACCUCAGAAAAGAUUGAAGAAACUCCACAAUAAUCAUAAAUAAUAGACAUUCCACCUCCACCUUAAGAAACUCCAGUGAUCUCCUAAGUAGAACCACAUGAGGAAAGUGUAUUUACUCCUCUUACAUCCAUAUAACUUAAUGAAGAUCAACCUCCAAGUGAUCUGGAUAAAGAAGAAACAAAUAAUAAUAGUCCAAGUAGUCCUAAAAAGAAACGUAUCAAAAAUAAACGAAGUCCAUAGAAAUCUUAAAAAUCAAUUAUUCUUUAACUAUCUGUUUAAGAUCUCUCUUAAUUAGAUUUUAAUCCUUAAUCUUCAUAAUAAUAAUAAUUAAGUUCAAGAUCUAAAAUACCUUUAGAGGACAUACCAUUAAAAUCAGUCCGAAGUACAAAAAGUGAACAAUUAGUAGAAAUAGAUAAUAAAUAGGAUGAAACUCCAUUAUCUGAAAAGACUCCAUUAAGAAAAUAAAGCAGUAAUUUAGGAUCUCUUAACAAAAGAAGAAACACAGUUCUCGAAAAUAAAUAAGGAAGAAGAGUAUAAAAGGGUGCAGCUGCUAUCUCUGAAUAAGAUGAUAGUUAAUCUGAUGAAGGUGGAGAUGAAGAUCAAUAAAAGGAGGAUGUGAUUGAAAUAUAAGAAGAAGAACAAUAAGAAAAUUAAACUAAAGACUUUUACUAUAAUAAUCUUUUAGAUAAAUUAAUUGAAUCUGACAAUAUUUACAGAUAUCCCUUUUAUUAAUCAUGGGAAUACCAUGAAGAUCAAAUUAUUCAAGGUAUAAUAUUUGGAGAAUUUGAUUUAUGA
Molecule: messenger RNA, 1551 nt
Organism: Paramecium pentaurelia
Lineage: Eukaryota; Ciliophora; Oligohymenophorea; Peniculida; Parameciidae
Source: the annotation of a GenBank genome assembly